Molecule: messenger RNA, 879 nt
Organism: Trichomonas vaginalis G3
Lineage: Eukaryota; Parabasalia; Trichomonadida; Trichomonadidae
Exons: 1
Source: RefSeq, a predicted model, not a curated record
AUGGAAAGAACAAGAUAUGCAUAUGAAAAGUAUCGUGAAGUUAGAAGUCAAAUUACAUCUGGUCGAACCUUUACAGUAAACUUUGACGAAGGAAAGAACAAAGAAGGCUUCAUGGGUGUACUUGCUGCAAUUCAAGACGGAAAUAAGAAAGGACACAAUCUCAGAUUGACCAUAACAGAUUUGGAUGGUCACAUUUACUAUGCACAUGGCAAUGAACAAACAGCCGCAAAACUUCUUGACGCUUUCAAGACUACAAAGAGAGAACAAAUGGUUGACUCCGACUCAGACAUUUUGAAUGCAAUUGAAGGAAUUGCAAGUGUCAAGUUCGAAUGGUACCAACCUAACCCUCAAGCAGUCAGACAACAUGCUGGAUACUUCCCGUUCAUAAAUAAGUCUGACAUUGACUUGACAAGGUAUGGAAUUUACAAUUCAAUUGAAACAAUUGUCAACGAACCUUGCAUUCUUACAUGUCUCAGGAACUCUGGUCUUGUUACAGAUGAGAAGAUGAAGUAUCUUGAGUCAUGUGUGAAGACAAGGUACAUUCUCAGAGGUCAAUUGGCAAAAAUUGCACCGUUGGCAAAUGUCAAUAUCCGAGUCAACAUACCUACAGCUAAAGGUUCUUCACAUGACGACUAUGUUGUUGACAAAGACUUACCAUGGUUGAAGAUUGUAAUUGUCCACAACCACUUCAUGUUGAACGAAAGUCUUUCAAACCCAUUCUUUGGUAAAAGUAAGUGCAACAUUGUCAGAGCUGUAAACAUUCUUUUCGAGAAAGGUUUGUUGGAACCAAUUCCAGAUGACAAGCUGACAGAAAGUUUUGUACCAAAAGACGAAACAAACUUUUCAUUGUUAGCAAGACCAAAAGUUGUUCCAGACAAA